Molecule: messenger RNA, 1365 nt
Organism: Punica granatum (pomegranate)
Lineage: Eukaryota; Viridiplantae; Streptophyta; Magnoliopsida; Myrtales; Lythraceae
Source: RefSeq, a predicted model, not a curated record
ACCAUCCACUUGCGCAGUAUCACUGGAAGUCACUCUCCCUGACAUAACCAUGCAGGCCUCAUCGCUCUCCCUAACGAGGUCCGGCCUCCCCCCGCCCACCCCGAACCGUCCCCGAAUCGGCCUCUCCCGGCCAUUGGCUGUGUCUGCGGUGGCCACCCCGCCGCUUCCGAAGCCUCUUAAACACCAGAAGACCCACUCGAUGCCGGCCGAGAAGGUUGAGAUCUUCCGGUCGCUCGAGAACUGGGCUGCCCAGAAUGUACUGCCACUGCUCAAGCCCGUGGACCAGUGCUGGCAGCAGAUGUUCCUGCCCGACUCGUCCAUGCCGCUGGACGAGUUCCAGGACCGGGUGCGGGAGCUCCGGGAGCGGACCGCCGAGCUCCCUGACGACUACUUCGUCGUGCUCGUGGGGGACAUGAUCACGGAGGACGCCCUCCCGACCUAUCAGACGAUGAUCAACACGCUGGACGGGGUGAGGGACGAGACAGGGGCCAGCAGGAACCCGUGGGCAAUGUGGACCCGCCAGUGGACCGCGGAGGAGAACCGCCACGGGGACCUGCUCCGGAGCUAUCUCUACCUCUCGGGCCGGGUUGACAUGUUAAUGGUCGAGCGGACCGUCCAGUACUUGAUCGGGUCUGGAAUGGAUCCGGGGACGGAGAACAACCCGUACCUGGGCUUCGUGUACACAUCCUUCCAGGAGAGGGCGACGUUCGUCUCCCACGGCAACACCGCCCGGCUGGCCAAGGAGGGCGGCGACCCGGUGCUGGCCCGCAUCUGCGGCACCAUCGCCGCCGACGAGAAGCGCCACGAGAACGCCUACUCGAAGAUCGUCGAGAAGCUCCUCGAGGUGGACCCGACCGGCGCCGUCCUCGCGAUCGCCGACAUGAUGCGGAAGAAGAUCACGAUGCCGGCGCACAUGAUGACCGACGGCGAGGACCCGAGGCUGUUCGAGCGGUUCUCGGCCGUGGCGCAGCGGCUCGGCGUCUACACGGCGCAGGAUUACGCGGACAUCCUGGAGCACCUGAUCGGGCUGUGGCGGCUGCAGAAGCUCGAGGGGCUGACGGGGGAAGGGAGGGAGGCGCAGGAGUUCGUCUGCGCGCUACCGGCGAGGAUCCGGCGGCUGCAGGAGCGAGCGGACGAGCGGGCUCGGAAGCUCCCGCCGCAGAAGGUAAAGUUCAGUUGGAUUUUCAACAGGGAGCUGACUCUGUAGGACGGUGUCGUUUGGGAGCGUGGCAACUUCGUAAAUGCACUAGCUGUUGGGCCCCUGUGGAAAGUUUUUGAGUCCUAAUUAUGUACUCGACAAUGAUGUUAGGUCCCCGUUUUGUAAGUUUAAUUUAAUUAAUUAAUUUUUCUCUCCCUCUUUUUUCA